UCCUCCAUGUUCUUCCAGUUUGGCCCGUCCAUUGAACAGCAGGCUUCCGUGAUGCUCAACAUCAUGGAGGAGUAUGACUGGUACAUCUUCUCUAUCGUCACCACCUACUUCCCUGGCUACCAGGACUUUGUCAACAAGAUUCGCAGCACCAUCGAGAACAGCUUCGUGGGCUGGGAGCUGGAGGAGGUCCUUCUGCUGGACAUGUCCUUGGACGAUGGGGAUUCUAAAAUCCAGAACCAGCUCAAGAAACUUCAGAGCCCCAUCAUUCUUCUUUACUGUACUAAGGAAGAGGCCACGUACAUCUUCGAAGUGGCUAACUCAGUAGGGCUGACCGGCUACGGCUACACGUGGAUUGUGCCUAGUCUGGUGGCGGGGGACACGGACACAGUGCCCUCGGAGUUCCCCACCGGCCUGGUCUCUGUGUCCUACGACGAGUGGGACUACGGCCUCCCUGCCAGAGUGAGGGACGGGAUCGCCAUCAUCACCACCGCGGCCUCCGACAUGCUGUCGGAACACAGCUUCAUCCCCGAGCCCAAGAGCAGCUGCUACAACACCCACGAGAAGAGGAUCUACCAGUCCAAUAUGCUGAACAGGUAUCUGAUCAAUGUGACUUUUGAAGGGAGAAAUCUGUCCUUCAGUGAAGACGGCUACCAGAUGCACCCAAAGCUGGUGAUCAUCCUUCUGAACAAGGAGAGGAAGUGGGAGAGGGUAGGGAAGUGGAAAGACAAGUCCCUGCAGAUGAAGUACUACGUGUGGCCCCGAAUGUGUCCUGAGACAGAAGAGCAGGAGGAUGACCACUUGAGCAUUGUAACACUGGAGGAAGCCCCAUUCGUCAUUGUGGAGAGCGUGGACCCUCUGAGUGGAACCUGCAUGAGGAACACGGUCCCCUGCCAAAAGCGCAUCAUCUCCGAAAAUAAAACAGAUGAGGAGCCAGGUUACAUCAAAAAGUGCUGCAAGGGGUUCUGUAUUGAUAUCCUUAAGAAGAUUUCUAAAUCUGUGAAGUUCACCUAUGAUCUUUACCUCGUUACCAACGGCAAGCACGGGAAGAAAAUCAACGGAACCUGGAAUGGUAUGAUUGGAGAGGUGGUCAUGAAGAGGGCCUACAUGGCAGUGGGGUCGCUGACCAUCAACGAGGAGCGAUCAGAGGUGGUCGAUUUCUCCGUGCCCUUCAUAGAGACUGGCAUCAGCGUCAUGGUGUCACGCAGCAAUGGGACCGUUUCACCUUCUGCCUUCUUAGAGCCAUUCAGCGCUGACGUGUGGGUCAUGAUGUUUGUGAUGCUCCUCAUCGUCUCGGCCGUGGCCGUCUUUGUCUUCGAGUACUUUAGCCCCGUGGGUUACAACAGGUGCCUCGCUGACGGCAGAGAGCCAGGUGGCCCAUCUUUCACCAUCGGCAAAGCUAUUUGGUUACUGUGGGGUCUGGUGUUUAACAACUCCGUCCCCGUGCAGAACCCCAAGGGUACCACGUCCAAGAUCAUGGUGUCCGUGUGGGCCUUCUUUGCCGUCAUCUUCCUGGCCAGCUACACUGCCAACUUAGCUGCCUUCAUGAUCCAAGAGGAGUAUGUGGACCAGGUUUCCGGCCUGAGUGACAAGAAGUUCCAGAGACCUAAUGACUUCUCACCCCCUUUCCGCUUUGGCACUGUGCCCAAUGGCAGCACGGAGAGGAAUAUUCGCAAUAACUAUGCAGAAAUGCAUGCCUACAUGGGGAAGUUUAACCAGAGAGGUGUCGAUGAUGCACUGCUCUCCCUGAAAACAGGGAAACUGGAUGCCUUCAUCUAUGAUGCAGCCGUGCUGAACUACAUGGCCGGUAGAGAUGAGGGCUGCAAGCUGGUGACCAUUGGCAGUGGGAAGGUCUUUGCCUCCACUGGUUAUGGCAUUGCCAUCCAAAAAGACUCUGGAUGGAAGCGCCAGGUGGACCUUGCUAUCCUGCAGCUCUUCGGAGAUGGGGAGAUGGAGGAGCUGGAAGCUCUGUGGCUCACAGGCAUCUGCCACAAUGAGAAGAACGAGGUCAUGAGUAGCCAGCUGGACAUCGACAACAUGGCGGGCGUCUUCUACAUGCUGGGGGCCGCCAUGGCUCUCAGCCUCAUCACCUUCAUCUGCGAACACCUCUUCUAUUGGCAGUUCCGGCACUGCUUUAUGGGUGUCUGUUCUGGCAAGCCCGGCAUGGUCUUCUCCAUCAGCAGAGGUAUCUACAGCUGCAUCCACGGCGUGGCCAUUGAGGAGCGCCAAUCCGUGAUGAACUCCCCCACCGCCACCAUGAACAACACGCACUCCAAUAUCCUGCGUCUGCUGCGCACGGCCAAGAACAUGGCCAACCUGUCGGGUGUGAAUGGCUCACCGCAGAGCGCCCUGGACUUCAUCCGCCGCGAGUCGUCUGUCUAUGACAUCUCCGAGCACCGCCGCAGCUUCACGCACUCCGACUGCAAGUCCUACAAUAACCCGCCCUGCGAGGAGAACCUGUUCAGUGACUACAUCAGUGAGGUGGAAAGGACUUUCGGGAACCUGCAGCUCAAGGACAGCAACGUCUACCAGGACCACUACCACCACCACCACCGGCCCCACAGCAUCGGCAGCGCCAGCUCCAUAGAUGGGCUCUAUGACUGCGACAACCCGCCCUUCACCACGCAGCCCCGGGCCCUGGGCAAGAAGCCCCUGGACAUUGGCCUUCCCUCGUCCAAGCACAGCCAGCUCGGCGACCUGUACGGCAAGUUCUCGUUCAAGAGUGACCGCUAUGGCGGCCACGACGACCUGAUCCGCUCCGACGUGUCAGACAUCUCCACCCACACGGUCACCUAUGGCAACAUCGAGGGCAACGCGGCCAAGAGACGGAAGCAGCAGUACAAGGACAGCCUGAAGAAGCGUCCGGCCUCAGCCAAGUCUCGCCGCGAGUUCGACGAGAUAGAGCUGGCCUACCGCCGCCGGCCGCCCCGCUCCCCAGACCACAAGCGCUACUUUCGAGACAAGGACGGGCUGCGGGACUUCUACCUGGACCAGUUCCGUGCCAAGGAGACCUCGCCGCACUGGGAGCACGUGGACCUGACCGACCUCUACAAGGAGCGUGGCGAGGAUUUCAAGCGCGACUCGGUGGGUGGCGGAGGGCCCUGUACCAACCGAGCUCAUCAUCUUAAGCACGGCACGGGCGACAAGCACGGCGGGGGGGUCGUCGGCGGGGUCCCGGCCCCCUGGGAGAAGAACCUGACCAACGUGGACUGGGAGGAGCGCCCUGGGGGCAACUUCUGCCGCAGCUGCCCAUCCAAGCUGCACAACUACUCGACGACGACAGCAGCAACGGCGGUGGUGGCUGGCCAGAACUCGGGCAGGCCGGCCUGCAUCCGCUGCGAGGCGUGCAAGAAGGCCGGCAACCUGUACGACAUCAGCGAGGACAACUCGCUGCAGGAGUUGGAUCAGCCGGCCGCCCCAGUGGCGGCCGUGACGUCCGCAGCGUCUAAGUACCCGCAGAGCCCCACCAACUCCAAGGCGCAGAAGAAGCCCCGGAACAAGCUGCGGCGCCAACACUCCUACGACACGUUCGUGGACCUGCAGAAAGAAGAGGCCGCCCUGGCCCCGCGCAGCGUGAGCCUCAAGGACAAGGGCCGCUUCCUGGACGGCAGCCCCUACGCGCACAUGUUCGAGAUGCCGGCAGGCGAGAGCGCUUUUAGUGGCAGCAACGAUGGCAAGGCGGCGGCGCCAGCCACGGGACAUCACCACCACGGCAAUCCCGGCGGCGGCGGUGGCUACAUGCUCAGCAAGUCUCUCUACCCCGACCGGGUCACGCAGAACCCUUUCAUCCCCACUUUCGGGGACGACCAGUGCUUGCUCCACGGCAGCAAAUCCUACUUCUUCAGGCAGCCCACGGUGGCUGGGGCACCAAAGGCCAGGCCGGACUUCCGGGCCCUUGUGAGCAACAAGCCGGUGGUCUCGGCCCUGCACGGGGCUGUGCCGGGCCGCUUCCAGAAAGACAUCUGUAUAGGGAACCAGUCCAACCCCUGUGUGCCUAACAACAAAAACCCCAGGGCUUUCAAUGGCUCCAGCAAUGGGCAUGUGUAUGAGAAACUGUCUAGUAUUGAGUCUGAUGUCUGAGUGAGGGAAGAGAGAGGCCGAAGGUGCGUCCGGGAGGGUCUGGCUGUGGGCGUGUGGCACGCAUGUCACGGAGGGUGAACGGGGGGUAAGGGGGUGAACUUGGUUCCCAUUUGCUCCUUUCUUGUCGUUUUCAUUUAUUUUUGAGAUCCUGGAGUUCUGAUUCCUUCUGAGGGUGAGCCUGGUGACCAGCACCAUUUCUGCCUCCUUUCCAGCACCCUCUUCCUACUUCCUCCUCCUUCCCGUCUGUCCAUCCUGUCCCCGUUCCCAGUUCCCGCGAGAGGAUACGGUAGGCUGUUGUUCCCAGUUCCAGAGAGUGGAUAAGUGGGCUGGCUCGGCUAGAGCGGAGAAGGCAGUGGCCACAGGGGAUCUUGCUCCUGGUGUGGAAGGACUCUUUGCCACCCGGUUGGAGCGAAGCCAAGGAGAAGCAGGAGGAGGCCAGGGAGGGGGGAACGCAGGAUACCUCUUGCUGAACUGAUCUGUAUGUGUAGGUGAGGAAGCAAAAGCAUUCCCAUAAGAUCUAUUAGCGGUGCACUGCCUGUGAAUGAAAAGAGGCUUUUGCUAAAUUCUUAUUGCUUAGAUGGGUGUGUUUGGGGAUCAGGCGCCAAGCAGAGGGUGGGAAGCCCUGUGUGUUUAUAUAUAAGCCAAAAAAAAGUUUUCUCCAAUUCCAUGAUGAUGGUGAACUGGAGUGAAAAGUCAUUGACAGAUGAUGAAAAGAACAUUAGAGCAGUUGUUUUGUGGCACAUUAGAGGCAAAGAAGGAGGGACUGCCUGUGCAUGUGUCUGUAUACACUUGCACACCUAUUGUCUAUACACAUCUGUUGUCAGAGGCCUAUUUGUGUAGAAGGCAACCUUGACCCCAUAAAGCUGUUUCUUCAGUAUUCCUAAGCAACAGGCUUUUUUUGGCUUGUAUACAAACAAAGAUGGUCCUAUGUUAUCUGAAUUAUGGCUCUCUCUCCCCCUUCACCCUUCCUGAAUAAGGAGAAUGGAAGUUCUUGACAAGAAGUUUCUGUGGCCUAGACAAAACAUGUGGGUGAACAUUCCUACAAGAGCAAGAUAUACAAAAAUAAUUCCUUCAUGGUUGCCAGGACUUUCAACUAGUCUUGGCCAAGAACUUUCCAGGAAGGCUAAAAGGAAAUAGAAGCAGCCAGGAUUCUUUUGCACAUAACCGAGGGCAGAAUAGUGGGCAAAGCUCAUUUGAGCUUUUGAAACUCUCAGCUGGCUAUUUUGCAGGAAAGAGCUAAAGGAAUGCUUUGAAGGGCAAGGGGCAUCGUUUAUGAUAGGAUAAGUGAGAGGGGGGAUGUUUUCAAUGCUUUGAUCCCUUCUUACUUAACCUGGAGCUAGGUGAGCAGGCUUGUUACCCCCUGAAUUGGCCACAAGUGAUAUGGAACAGACAGUGCAGAGCUUUGAGCUUGCUCCUCAAGUACAGCUCAGGAGACAGGAAAGGAAAGGGAAGAGAUUUGAAAGAGGGGACGGGAGACGGAGAGGGACUCCCCUGCUACCUCGUUGGGUCUGGCUCCCAGAGAAUGUGACAUUGAGCCCAGUGUGGACACUCUGUAGAAGCCCCUCCUCCUUCCUGCAGCACCUCCUUCAUCUCCCAGAUCGUACUAUACAAGAAUAAAAAAGUAUGUGUGUGUGUGUGUGUGUAUAUAUAUAUACAUAUAUAUAUAUAUGUAUGUAUACAUAUAAAACUCCAGGGAUGAGGGUACUGGCAGACAGGAAGCCCCCUUCACUCAAAGUUGAAAACUUGAGAAGGGAAACGACUACUUGUCACUGCCAGUCCCGAAACUUGGGGUAGACGUGUUCCAGGGCUCAGUUCCACUCUUCUGCCAACCUCCCCUCUCCCCAGGUGGCAGCCAAAAAGCCAGGUCAGUUUAGAAGCUUGGCCACAGGAUCUCCAUGUUACACACAGGACAUAUAAACCAGAAAGGUGCUCAUCCUCCUCUGAAGGAAGCUGCCAUGUCUCUUGGAGAAAUCCCAUCCACCCCGACUCACCUCCCUUCCUCACCUCCCCACCCCGUCCUUGACUGUGACCUCCGCCCUCCUUGAUUUUUACCUCAGUGUCUUUCAUUUUCAAGCCAACUGAAGGCCUUGUAAAGCUUUGUUUUCUUUCUAAAAUGAACCUGGGGGCAAGGGGCUGAACCUCUCACAGGCUUGGAGAGAGGAGCACGGAGUGCUUUACCUUAGAUUCAAGGAAAGACUCGGAGCGAGAGGACAGAGGGCGUGAGGUGUCUCCAGGAGGA
Capra hircus (goat) is the source of this 6316-nucleotide messenger RNA. RefSeq names its product glutamate ionotropic receptor NMDA type subunit 2B (gene GRIN2B). NCBI's taxonomy places the organism in Eukaryota, Metazoa, Chordata, Mammalia, Artiodactyla, Bovidae. The transcript is spliced from 11 exons. Gene Ontology annotation, molecular function: transmitter-gated monoatomic ion channel activity involved in regulation of postsynaptic membrane potential; NMDA glutamate receptor activity. Gene Ontology annotation, biological process: long-term synaptic potentiation; monoatomic ion transport; excitatory postsynaptic potential. The record is from RefSeq and is a predicted model, not a curated record. Gene Ontology annotation, cellular component: postsynaptic density membrane; plasma membrane; postsynaptic membrane. The coding region runs from base 7 to 4077 and encodes 1356 amino acids.